This is a messenger RNA of Syngnathoides biaculeatus (alligator pipefish), 1328 nucleotides long. It is a transcript of the gene tradd, whose product is annotated as tnfrsf1a-associated via death domain. Gene Ontology annotation, cellular component: tumor necrosis factor receptor superfamily complex. Bases 165 to 1016 code for a protein of 283 amino acids. The transcript is spliced from 5 exons. Gene Ontology annotation, biological process: positive regulation of canonical NF-kappaB signal transduction; extrinsic apoptotic signaling pathway. Lineage: Eukaryota; Metazoa; Chordata; Actinopteri; Syngnathiformes; Syngnathidae. Gene Ontology annotation, molecular function: transmembrane receptor protein tyrosine kinase adaptor activity. The record is from RefSeq and is a predicted model, not a curated record.
AUUUCCUUCCGGUUUUUGCCUCACCCUAAGAAGAAUUCACCAGUCAGAACUGCUUUUCUUUUUCCUACUCAACCAAUAGGAAGAGAGAAUGUGAUGACGGCGUCCGUGGGUAAAGCAUUAAGGAAGCGACCUCGAGCAGUUUAACUAAAGUUUUUAUUCAUAGGAUGGCAGACAAGGUUUUGGAUCGAGGACCCUGGACAGGAUGCGCCGUUCUGUUUCUGCAGUCGCUCUGUCCGGACGUGAAUCUGCUCACCCUCUACAAAGACCAGCAGGGAAAGCGCGUCAUUUUUAAAGUCAUCAAACUGACACUUGUAGAUUCCGCCGGAGGUCUAGGAGGUUGCGAGAUGCUCAAGUUUCACGAUGCCGAUCCCUUCCUCGGCGUGGAGGUGAAGUUUGUGGAUCUCGGGGCAUGUCAGCAGUUCCUGGAGAGCUACAGCUCCGGAGCGGUGGGUCAGUCCAUCUCUCAACACGCCUCUCGGAUCCUCGCGCCGGCGCAAGAGUUCACCGUGAAGACGCAGCUCAAGGCCGGAACGCACGUCUUGGAUCGAUGUCUGGACAAGCUGGAGCUUUGUCUACAGCAAAUUCACCUGUCGCAGCCUGAGCGCCUGCGCGAUGAAGAGAUCGAUCAGCUUGAGGAGGAGCUGCAGCGUGAGGUCCUCGGGCCUCCUGUCCAGCGGAUCCCCAGCAACUGCUUCAGGUUUCAGAACAAAGUCUUUGAAGAUCGAAUGCUGACUGCAGCAGACGUUCAGAACUUCGCCAACGGAGUGGGUCGUCAGUGGAAGCACGUGGGGAGGACCCUGGGGAGGGAGUGCCGCGCCCUGAAGGAUACGGCCAUCGACAACCUGGCCUACGAGUACGCCAGGGAGGGCCUGUACGAGCAGGCCUAUCAGCUCCUGAGCCGCUUCGUGCAGGCGGAGGGGAGGGCGGCCAAGCUGAGCCGGCUGGUCAAAGCGCUGGAGGACUGCAAACUCACCAGCCUGGCCGAAUCCAUCCUGGACAUACAGCCGCAAGACUAACGUUUUUGUGGCGUACGAACACAGAGGCGGUCAUGGGGUCGGGGGGUGGGGCGGGGGCACGCCUUGCCCCCUGUGGACUUUGUCCUUCCUGCUUUUACGUCCAGGUUGUCUGUUCUUUGUUGCAUUUGUUGGAAAUGAUUCCCGUGAGCACGUACGUGUCUAUUUCACAGCUUUUAUAUUCAGGGGUGUAGUUAGGAUGGGCCGGAUCAGUAAAAUCAUAGCUGAAUUAUUUGAAGUAACAAUAAGAUGUUUUUUUUUUCACCUUUCUUCGUACUUGAGUAAAAUUGUGAAUUAAACUUUUACAAAUCAAAA